Messenger RNA from Varroa destructor (honeybee mite), 315 nucleotides. Its product is annotated as ataxin-8-like. The record is from RefSeq and is a predicted model, not a curated record. NCBI's taxonomy places the organism in Eukaryota, Metazoa, Arthropoda, Arachnida, Mesostigmata, Varroidae.
AAACAACAACAACAACAACACCAGCAACAACAACAACAACAAAAACAACAACAACAACAACAACAACAACAACAACAACAACAACAACAACAACAACAACAACAACAACAACAACAACAACAACAACAACAACAACAACAACAACAACAACAACAACAACAACAACAACAACAACAACAACAACAACAACAACAACAACAACAACAACAACAACAACAACAACAACAACAACAACAACAAGAACAACAACAACAAGGGCAGCAGCAGCAGCAGCAGCAGCAGCAGCAGCAGCCGCCGCCGCCGCCGCGCGGUUAA